UCUGAGGAGCUCUUGGAUUUUGCGCUGACAGAGCGGGCAGGUCGCUUCAUCUUUCCCGUCAGACACAUCGGAGCCGCCGUAUUUUUCUUUUCACAGCAGCGUGACACACAUCAUGUCGGAUUUCGAGGAGUUUGAGAAACAGCUGAGCGAGAAUCGACAGGAGCGAGAGAGGGAGCGGCACAAGAAGAGGAGUCGCAGUGGAUCUCCUGGACGAGGUGACAAGCAUCGCAGCUGGAGCAAAGACCGAGGUAGCCGCAGCCGGGAGAAACGCAGCCGUAGCCGGGACAGGAAGAGCCGGGAUCGCCGCAGCUCCUCCCGAGACCACAAGAAGCACAGCCACUCUCCAAGACGAACGAGGAAGAAAAGGACCUGCAAAUAUUGGGACGUGCCUCCUCCUGGCUUUGAACACAUCACACCAAUGCAAUAUAAAGCUAUGCAAGCGGCCGGCCAGAUUCCAACAAUAGCUCUGCUGGCAACGUCCACCACUACUGGAGUAGCUGCAGCCCCGACACAAGUGCCCAUAGUUGGCAGUCAGAUGACGAGACAAGCCAGGCGCCUCUACGUUGGCAACAUCCCGUUUGGAGUGACUGAGGAGUCCAUGGCCGAGUUCUUUAACGCCCAGAUGCGCCUCGCGGGACUCUCACAAGCCCCGAGUAACCCCGUUCUCGCCGUGCAGAUUAACCAGGAUAAGAACUUUGCUUUCCUAGAGUUUCGGUCUGUGGAUGAGACGACGCAGGCCAUGGCCUUCGAUGGGAUCAUUUUCCAGGGUCAGUCGCUCAAGAUCAGACGACCUCACGACUAUCGGCCGUUACCCGGAAUCUCAGAGCAGCCGGCGUUCCACGUUCCAGGCGUCGUUUCCACUGUUGUUCCCGAUUCCCCUCAUAAACUGUUCAUAGGAGGCCUCCCCAACUACCUUAAUGACGACCAGGUUAAGGAGCUCCUGACGUCGUUCGGGCCGCUCAAAGCGUUCAACCUGGUGAAGGACAGUGCCACGUCACUGUCGAAAGGUUACGCCUUUUGCGAAUACGUAGACAUCAGUGCCACCGAUCAGGCUGUAGCCGGGCUCAAUGGGAUGCAGCUGGGUGACAAAAAGCUGAUCGUCCAGAGGGCGAGUGUGGGAGCUAAAAACGCCAAUCCUACCUCCAUCAUAGAGACGCCGGUGACGCUGCAGGUGCCUGGGCUUCAGAGGCUCCAGAACUCUGGCAUGCCCACAGAGGUGCUGUGCCUUCUCAAUAUGGUGAUGCCCGAGGAGUUGGUGGACGACGAGGACUACGAGGAGAUCCUCGAGGACAUCCGCGAGGAGUGCUGCAAGUACGGCACUGUCCGCUCCAUCGAGAUCCCCAGGCCCGUCGACGGCGUGGAAGUACCCGGCUGCGGGAAGAUCUUCGUCGAGUAUGUCUCUGCUGCAGACUGUCAGAAAGCCAUGCAAGCCCUCACUGGACGCAAGUUUGCCAACAGAGUGGUGGUCACCAAAUACUACGACCCCGACAUGUACCACAGACACGAGUUCUGAAAGCACAGACACGUCCCUCCUCCUCGUUUUCUGUUUGUGGGCUGGGCGUCAGUCUGCUUCCCUCCUCCUCUGAUCGUCAUGAUCCUGUCCUUUAGAGACCAGAGCUGGAGCAGUUUUAUUGCUGGACUGCAGUGUGUGUGUGUGUGUGUGUGUGUGUGUGUGUGUGUGUGUGUGUGUCUUCAGUACUGAAUAACUUCCAGCUUUAGCCUAACACCCAGACUGUGAGUGAACUCAUUCUGAACUUAAAAGAUACUCUAGUAUACAUAACAUUUGCCGUAGAAUGAAUGUGACAUGUAUCUUACCUACACUAAUACUGCCUGACAAUUUCAGAGUAGCUAUCUAUCAAGUAUGCACUGUACGAGAAAAAAAAACAACCGUCAAAUGUUUAGAUUUUCUUCCUGAGCACAAACGUUCAUUUCGGGUUUGAAAAGCCAUCGUAAUGUUUCGUCCGUGGCUUUGAGGAAAAGAACGGUGUUCAUUUAUUUAUUUAUUUAUUUUUCGAGAGUAAUAUUUCCUGCUAUAUAUGUCACAUGUUAAUGUUCCUUAAACAUAUACAGUGCUGUGUGCUGCUUACAUAGACCAAAUGUUGACUUGUUUCAUGUCAGUAAAGCCUGAAUAACGACUUUGUAAAUACUAUCAGAGAUACAUUCGAUUUGCGAAACACUAAAAGCUGCUUUAAUUCGAGAGUAAUCAAAACCAAAUUUGAAAUGUUUCAGCUGGAAACUUUUGAUCAGACAAAGGGACAGUUGACCCAUGGUUAACCCCUCCACCUGAGGGGUGUAUGUGAUUCUCAUUUGUUACUCUGCACCUUUAUUCUGGGACACCACUAAAGCAGCUCUGCAUGAUUCUGUUCAAAAACACUGUUAUUCACUUUCAUCCUUUCUGUGAAACACACGAUUGUAGAUCCUGCGUCUUUAAGACACCCCCUGAACUGCUGUGAUCUGUGAGUAUUUAGACGACCCCAUGUGUGGCUCAAACACUGAUUGGUUGAAAAGUUGGCGGGAACGUAGAAGGCCAGUGUUCACUACGAAUGAGAGAAUUUCAAAAAACCAUCAAAGGGAUGUCUGCCGAGGUGUGAGGCUAUUUUUAGAGGAACUUUGUUAGAGCAACAAAUGUGUAUUUGGCUGUUGUGAUACUUUGUUACAUUACUUUGUCAGGUUACAGGUAAAAAACAAAACAAAAAACGCCUCCUUCUGGCCAAGCUGUGUAGCUCCAUCAUUAUUUGCAGCACUUUUCAGCUUUAUUUAUUAUUGAUUACUGAUAACCUUGACCUGGGUAAAGAUCAGAACUCGUGAUCAGUCAUGAAAGCUAGCUGUUUUACUAAAAAUCAGAUACAGAAAUAUUUUAUACGUUGCUGCCUUCAUAGGGAAUGCAGCAGUGUUUCAGACCUUUAAAUAAGAUUUUUAAAUACAUUUUAACACGUUUUCUACAUUUAUUAGAGAGCGAUUCCACCUGUUAUUCCCAAAGGUGGCUGUAGUUCAUCCAGAAGACCAGCAGGGGGCUGAGUGUGACUUUUUCAAUGAACUGAAUGAAUGGAGCCAAGCAGCUAAUAAAAAAUGUUUAUGUUGUAUCUUAGUUUUAGUAUUAGUUAGUACCUAGUAUUGAUAAAAUGUUCUAACUUAAGUGGUUAGUUUUUCUUACAGGGAGGCAAAUUCUGCUCAUAAAAUCUUUGCCUUCUGCUGCGUGACUGGGUUUCUUUCUAUUAAACAGGAAGUCCAUGAUUUGGGGACUAGAAGUUAAAAUUUAAAAAAGUAAUUUUCGCUUCUUCCGUUGUUGGUUUUAAUCAGUUUCCACACAUCAUGUCGCUUUCCUGCUUUAUUUUUGUGAAUAACCCGAUGUAGUGACAGUAAAAAAAGGUGCAAGGGUUUAACAAAAGGUCAACUGUGUCCGUCUAACCAUAAAUAUUCAGAAAUUAAUUUUCAAAAUCAGACGAAGUAACCAUGGUCUUAAUUAAAACCACAAAGCAGAUGAACACAUGCUGAGAAAAGCACCUUUAAGUUGUGUAGAUAGCCAACUGAGCAUUUUUUAAGCUUUAUUGUUUGUGUGCUGCUGUUUUGCAUCUGUUGAAGAAAAUGUAUGAAAUUAAUUUAUUCUGAAGUAUCUUAAAUCUGCUUAGAAAGUGCAGACACAAAUAUGAACUAAGACACCAGAGACUGGAAGGAAAGCCCGUAUUUGCACAUGCAGCGAUGUUCUGUUUCCAAGUAGGCAAAUGUGUAUUUUAUUGUAAUAAACAGAACACAUCAGAUGGUGAUAAACACACUGCUGUAUUUUCUACAGUUUUGAAUGGUUCAAAGGUUUAAAACAUGUUUAGUUUGUACGACCCCCCAUCCUUCCACGUCAUCGCCUCAAAUAAAUGCUUGCAUUCACCGCC
This is a messenger RNA of Pelmatolapia mariae (spotted tilapia), 3884 nucleotides long. RefSeq names its product splicing factor U2AF 65 kDa subunit-like. Gene Ontology annotation, cellular component: nuclear speck; nucleus; commitment complex. The record is from RefSeq and is a predicted model, not a curated record. The coding region runs from base 113 to 1513 and encodes 466 amino acids. Gene Ontology annotation, biological process: mRNA processing. Gene Ontology annotation, molecular function: pre-mRNA 3'-splice site binding; poly-pyrimidine tract binding. NCBI's taxonomy places the organism in Eukaryota, Metazoa, Chordata, Actinopteri, Cichliformes, Cichlidae. The transcript has 11 exons.